AGGUUCCGAUACAUAGUCCUCCAAAAGCUGGACAACUUUUGCCUACUUUGGAUCUACUCGGUCCCACCGAAGACGAUGAAGAGGAUGAACUUGAAGAUUCCUUUACCGCCGAAAGUCUCGACAAGAGUAGCGUUCAAGCGUUAAAGGCAACCUCAGCACGACCUUUUCAAACGAAUGAUAUAGCCAUAAACAAUGGCAUUGACAGACCCGAGAAAUAUUGCUUCUCUGUGUCCAGCGUAGAUUGCCACGACAAAUAUGGUGACAUGGGAAAAUACUCUGGGAGCAUUCAUGCACUGGAAAACUUGCCGUAUGGUACUGGAACAAUGAAAUAUGAAUCUGGCCGCGUUUACUCGGGUGCUUGGGUGAUGGGCCAGUGGCACGGCAAAGGUACCCUAAUGAACCCGAACGGCGACAAAUACGAAGGAGAGUUUCUCCUCGAUGCCCGCCACGGGAAAGGAGCCUAUCGAUGGGACAACGGUGAUCUGUAUGUUGGAGACUUUUUUGAAGACAAACGUCAUGGAUCGGGAAAAUUCUCGUUUCACAAUGGAAACAUGUACGAAGGAGAAUUUCAUGAUGGAAUGCCACAUGGAUACGGUACCAUGCAAUACGUGGACGGCCGAACCUACAUUGGCGAAUGGAAGUAUGGUAGGUGGCAGGGAGCAGGACGAGUCACUUUCAAAAACGGAGAUAUCUACGUCGGUGAUUUUGAUAUGGACCAGCGCCAUGGAUUUGGUCGUUAUGCAUGGGCAGAUGGGCGAGUUUACGAUGGAGAAUUUUAUCGUGAUCGGCGCGAAGGAUCUGGAACAUACUUGUGGCCAGAUGGGUCUUCGUACGUCGGGAAAUUCUCUGCGGGGCAGAGACAUGGCAAAGGUGUUUACUCGUUCUUGAAUGGAUCUACCUACAGCGGCGAAUGGAAAAAUGGAAGGUAUCACGGUGUCGGA
Messenger RNA from Phaeodactylum tricornutum CCAP 1055/1, 941 nucleotides. RefSeq lists its product with no specific name. The annotation marks the transcript as partial. The transcript is spliced from 2 exons. Lineage: Eukaryota; Bacillariophyta; Bacillariophyceae; Surirellales; Neidiaceae. The record is from RefSeq and is a predicted model, not a curated record.